Phialemonium atrogriseum is the source of this 899-nucleotide messenger RNA. RefSeq lists its product as uncharacterized. The record is from RefSeq and is a predicted model, not a curated record. Bases 320 to 745 code for a protein of 141 amino acids. NCBI's taxonomy places the organism in Eukaryota, Fungi, Ascomycota, Sordariomycetes, Cephalothecales, Cephalothecaceae. The transcript has a single exon.
GACUCAUGAACAAGCCGCACUUCCCACCUUCCAUUGCCCUUCUGUUUCUUCAGCGGCUAGCCAACCUAGACGGUGGCGUUCUUGAUUAGGGUUGGGUGGGCCUCGUCGAUGUAGCGGGCAUCCCACUCUCUCGGCCGAGACCGAUGGGGUCGACGGGCUUGGUGCGCCGCUUGACGCAAGUUGUAGCGGAACCUGCAGAACACAACGCACGAGGAGCUACUGAUUCAGACAACUUUCGAGAGACUAUGAAGGAUGUGACGGCGCUUCACCUCCAUAUUUGGACCGAGUGGAACGAGGACAACGCCAACAGGUGCCGGAAAUGCGCAGCUUCUGGCCCCAUCUGCUCUCGCAAUGGCUGGAGCUCCUCGCCAACCAACUCGAGACCUUGACCCUGUACUGGGACAACCACUGGGGCUUGUUCCCGCCCAUGGACCUCCGCAAGCUGCACUUUACAAGGCUCAAGUCCUUGUCACUAGGCACUUACGUGUUCAGCCUGGACGAGCAGCUCGAAUGGCUGCUUUCUCACAAGACGUUAGAGCAUCUAAGCUUCGAUAGCUGCGCCAUAUGUUCUAACUGGAACAUUCCCGACCCGCCAACGAGCAUCACCUCCACGACGAACUCCGGUUUACCCAGUGUAGGCUCCCCGUCUCUGCGACCUUCGACCCUCAAGCUGGGCUGGGCGAGCUGGGCUUGGAGUGGGUCUUCAAAUACGAUAGAAGAUGGCCGACCUACUUCGCGCGGAUAAGACCUGUCAGUCACCGUGCCAUUAAUUGAUAUCUCAGGCCGGCGAGACCAGCGCAGAACCGACGUAGUCCGACAGUUCCUGCGUCAGCAUCUUCACCAUCAGGACCACCUCAUGAUAGUUCGAGAGUCGAGGACUGGCACGGGUCUAGGCGUCC